GCCAUUUUUAAGCGCCUAAGGAAGAAGUUCGCUUCUUAAUUUUAAUCGUUUCCAUCUGCCGUUUUUACGCGUCGAUAUUCCAACAUCUCGGCAGAUAUAGGUUAAUAAGAUUGUCCUCCGUCGGUAUUGGUGACUAUUUCGGGUACUGCGUUGAGGAUUUUUCCGAAAAAGAACCUCAAACAACAAGAGCCACAAAGGAGAGUUCGGGCGGGUGAAGAUGAGAAAGGAACUCUCCUCGGCCCCGCACCGGGCGAUAAUAUCAGGGCUUGGCGGCUCAGCUCUCGAGCAAACCGCCGGUUUGUACAGCUCGUCCGAUCGCCGUGCUGCAGCGUAUUCUUCGGCGACUUACAUCCAGAUGAUCACCCCGCCGUCCUGCGCCUCGCAGCCCGCCGAGGUCCGUGUAUCUGACCCCGCGGUGGGCAGUUUGUACACAACUCCCCUCCAGGGGCCUCCAGCCGGGGCAGAGCUCCGGCCCGCUUUAGGGCGACCUCCGGCUAAACGCCGCUUGGAGCUGGACGCCAUGGACCACCAGUACAGUGAACCGUCCAGAACGCCCAGAGGUCGCAGAGCAGCUCUCCGAGUGAAGAGCCCCAAAGCUCCGAAAACGCCACCGGAGAAGACGCGCUACGACACGUCUUUGGGCCUCCUGACCAAGAAGUUCUGUCAGCUGCUGGCACAGUCUUCAGAUGGAGUGCUGGACCUGAACCAGGCUGCUGACGUGCUCAACGUCCAGAAGAGACGACUGUAUGACAUCACCAACGUGCUGGAGGGCGUGCGCCUCAUCAAAAAGAAGUCCAAGAACAACAUCCAGUGGCUGGGUUCCAGCCUGCCCUCAGAUGCAGGGCCGCUCACUCUGCUGCCCCCUCUGCAGACUUUGAGCAGAGAGAUGAUGGCCCUGCGGGAGGAGGAGAGACGACUAGAUGAGCUCAUUCAGGCCUGUGCUAACAAUGUCCAGCAGAUGACCGAGGAGACACACAACCAAAAAUAUGCCUAUGUCACAUAUCAAGACAUCAGAAGAAUCAAAAGCCUGCAGGAUCAAACCGUAAUUGCUGUUAAGGCCCCAUCUGAAACAAAGCUGGAGGUGCCGGACCCAAAAGAGAGUUUACAGGUCCACCUGAACAGCUCCAAAGGCCCCAUCGAUGUGUUCCUCUGCACAGACCCCAGUGGUCCUGGCGGUUCGUUAGACAACGGAGUGGAUGUGAAUGGAAAUGACACUGCUUUCCUCAGAGUGUCCAAAGAAGGUGCUAAAACCGGAAUGGCUGGCUCUGGCCAGAUGAACGGCGGCUAUGCUAAUGGUCCAGUCAGCGUGCAUUCUGCGCAGACGGGUAACGCACCCAUGUCUCCGCUUAGCUCCUCACUGUCCUCCAUCCUCCAGCAGCCGGUAGAGCUGGUGCCUUUUGUACCGCUCUCGCCUGCCCUGCUCAGCGAGGACUACAUGCUGGGCCUGGAUGACGAGCAGGGCAUCAGUGACCUCUUUGACUCCUGUGACUUGGACAUGCUACCUCUGGAUGACCUGCUGAUGGUAUGAGCGCUGCAGGAGCCUGCAGGUGAAUGAGGGGUGUAGGAACUGUUCACUGGUUGGAUUUACCAGUGAACGUUCAAUUAAAAUGGACUUCUAUGGGGAGGAGGGAGGGUGGUGGUUGGGGUUAAUGGGCUGAGACUGAAUCAGCUGAAUU
Molecule: messenger RNA, 1676 nt
Organism: Colossoma macropomum (tambaqui)
Lineage: Eukaryota; Metazoa; Chordata; Actinopteri; Characiformes; Serrasalmidae
Gene: e2f3
Product: E2F transcription factor 3
Exons: 7
Coding region: 218-1528 (436 amino acids)
Biological process (GO): regulation of transcription by RNA polymerase II
Cellular component (GO): RNA polymerase II transcription regulator complex
Molecular function (GO): RNA polymerase II cis-regulatory region sequence-specific DNA binding; DNA-binding transcription factor activity, RNA polymerase II-specific; protein dimerization activity
Source: RefSeq, a predicted model, not a curated record